Molecule: messenger RNA, 1718 nt
Organism: Electrophorus electricus (electric eel)
Lineage: Eukaryota; Metazoa; Chordata; Actinopteri; Gymnotiformes; Gymnotidae
Gene: sft2d2b
Product: SFT2 domain containing 2b
Biological process (GO): vesicle-mediated transport
Cellular component (GO): membrane
Source: RefSeq, a predicted model, not a curated record
AGUGAUCAUAUUCACCUGUUGUGCAUCCAAACAGGAAAAGACAAAAUCAAUAAUCGGCUGUAGUUUCAUAGUACAUUAAUACAGCGAGUCUUUUUAAACCUUUUUAGCCAUCUGACGUUUAUGGACAAAUUAAAGAAAGUUCUUAGUGGCCAAGAUGAUAACGACGACCUCAACGUGUUGCAGGCAGCCAGCGACGCGACCACGCUGGGCUGGGGCACUCGGGUCAAGGGCUUCAUCGCCUCUUUUGUUUUGGGAGUGGUCUGUUCAUUGCUGGGAGCUUGUUUGCUUUGGGUUCCUAAUGUGGGGCUGACAUUAUUCGUGGUUUUCUACACCUUUGGUAACGUGGCUUCACUCCUUAGCACAAUGUUCUUGAUGGGCCCAUUGAAACAAGUGAAGAGGAUGUGUGACAAGACCAGAGCACUGGCAACAGCCAUCAUGAUAACUUGCCUUGUGUUGACACUCUGUGCUGCAUUUUGGUGGAAAAUCAAAGGCCUCGCCCUGCUCUUCUGUAUCCUGCAGUUCCUGGCUUUUACUUGGUAUGGCUUGUCAUAUAUUCCGUUUGCAAGGGAUGCAGUGAUUAAGCUGUUCUCCACGUGUUUGAAGUGAGGUGCAGUGCGCUGCCGAGCUUGGACCCUUUUUGCCCCCCUUUCUCUCUAUACCCGCUCUGGCUUCAGCUCUGCUACCCUCUGAGUGCCCGCUGGUAGUGCCCACUCGAGCACCCACUCCACUUCCUGGCACACACGGACACACCACAGGUGUGCUUUUCCUCUCUCCAAUGGCUGGACACUCUCCAGGAGUGUGCACAGAUGUACACGCGCGCACACACAGAGCAUACUUGCACGUAGGUGUCAGUGAAGCAAUGGUACGUGAUGGAGUGAUGGUGGCUGUGGCGCCUGAGCAGUCAGUGAACUUGACUCAAGACGUCAUGGGAUCAGUCAGGUGACGACUGCCACCGCUGUGCCCUUGAACAAAGUGGCCUUAUUAUUUUAUAUUUUAUAACGCUGAAAUAAACAGUGCAGCACCAGCUGUAGGAUUGCAACUUUUGACUGUCUAUCACACAUGCAAUUACCACAUGUUAUUCCUAAAUCCUGCUUUCUGUGCCUGCCUCUGCUUGAAGACUUCUUCAUUAGAUUGGCACCAAUGUUAAGUGCUUUGAAGCUUGGUUUUUCAGUUUAUGCCUUGUCCUGCAUCUAAAUGCUUUUGUAAAUAUAGUUUCUCAAUCAAGUGCCUUCCGUGUAAUAUAAUCCGUGGCUUUUGUGAAGAUAUAUUUUUUUCUGUGUUGGUUUUCCUCUGGUCUCAUUCCUUUUAAAAUUUAAGUAAUUCGUUCUUUAAGUAAACUCAAUGUUUCAAUCAUUGCCUGGUAGUAUGUAGUCAAAAGGUCAUUGUGUUUCUUUUGGUAUUGUUUUCUAGCUGCUAAACUUACUGGGCAAAGAAUAUGUUCGGCCUUUGGGAUGCUAAUAUUAUAAGAGUUCUUUCAGUUAGCAUUUGAUGUCUUGCUGUUUGUAACAUCACUUUCAGGGGAAAUUUGUUUUAAUACAUGGGCAGGCUGACCAUUCCAGGAAAAACAUUGGUCAGCAGUCAUAUAAAUGGCAAUUAUUUGUUGGUCUCUCAGAAAAAGCACAUGGCCUCUUCUUCAACGUGUUAAGCAUUUCUUUAUAAGUGUCAGAGGUGUCAAACCGAACAAUUAGGAUACUAAAUAAAUAAUAAUAAAAAAACCU